This is a messenger RNA of Doryrhamphus excisus (bluestripe pipefish), 2463 nucleotides long. It is a transcript of the gene slc52a3-2a, whose product is annotated as solute carrier family 52 member 3-2a. The record is from RefSeq and is a predicted model, not a curated record. Gene Ontology annotation, molecular function: riboflavin transmembrane transporter activity. Gene Ontology annotation, cellular component: plasma membrane. Lineage: Eukaryota; Metazoa; Chordata; Actinopteri; Syngnathiformes; Syngnathidae. Gene Ontology annotation, biological process: riboflavin transport.
AUGUGAUGCCCCUCAACGUCUCCCACAGUGGGGGUCUGUUUUUAAGGAUAGAGACUGAGACUAGCACGUGUCAUGGCUGCCUGAGUGUGCACGUUCACACGCCCACUAUCGGCAAGGAGGGUCUAAUCCUGGACUUUGGGCUGCGGUCGCUCGCCACAGAACUCCAAAGACUCCAUCCGAGACGAGAGCAUAAAGAAACCUCCAUCAUGUCCGUCCUCACCCACCUGCUGGCGUGCCUGUUCGGCAUGGGCUCCUGGGUGUCCAUCAACGGCCUGUGGGUGGAGCUGCCCCUGAUUGUCCCUCACAUUCCAGAGGGAUGGUACCUUCCGUCCUACCUUUCGGUUCUCAUCCAGAUGGCCAACGUGGGUCCGCUAUUGGUCACUCUGAUGCACCGCUUCCGUCCGGAAGCCCUCAACGAGGCGGCCGUCAUCUACGUCAUCAUCGCCCUGGGCACCGUGGCCAGCCUCCUGCUGGGGUUCUUCUGGAAGGAAACGGUGGUAGUGGCGGGCGCUCCUCACAGUGUUCCUCUGCUGGUGCUCACCUUCUUCCUCGCCACCGUCGACUGCACCUCCUCCGUCACCUUCCUGCCCUUCAUGAUGCGACUCCAGCCUCAGUACCUCACCACCUACUACAUCGGCGAGGGCGUGAGCGGCCUGCUGCCCGCCCUGGUCGCACUCGUCCAGGGUGUGGGCGUGGUCCACUGCGUCAACGGUACUCAGCUUCUGAACCAGACCCUCAACGCCACCGGCUCCUUUCCCACGCUUGAACUCCAGGCUGAGCACCAACCUGCCAACUUCUCAGCUGAGGUGUUCUUCUUCUUCCUGAGCUCCAUGAUGCUGGUGUGCCUGCUGGCCUUCGUCCUGCUGAACCAUCACCCGGCGGUGGCGAGGGAGACACCCAAAGGCCAGUACACCAACGGGGUGAAGGAGAAGAAGUGGGUGGAGAAGAGGCCCAUGAUGGACCCCUACGCACCCUCAAGCCAGAAGUGCGGCAGCAGUUUCGGCACCGGGACCUACAGCAGGAUCCAGGUGGUCUACAUCUUUGUGAUCCUGGCGUGGACCAACGCUCUCACCAACGUGGUGCUGCCCUCGGUGCAGUCGUACUCCUGCCUGCCAUACGGGAACAACGUCUACCAUUUGUCCGCCGCUUUGGCGGCCGUGUCCAACCCUCUGGCCUGCUUCAUCGCCGUGUUCUUCCAGAGAAGGUCCUUGUGGCUGAUGGGGGCGUUCACCUUACUCGGCAGCGGUGUGGGGGCCUUUAUAGUCAGCAUGGCCGCCCUGAGUCCGUGUCCCCUGCUGGUGAACAACAUCUCAGGUGGCGUCAUCAUGGUGCUGGCGUGGAUAGUCUUCAUCCUUACGCUCUCCUACGUCAAGGUCAUAAUCGGCAUGAUCCUGCGAGACGAAGGUCACAGCGCCCUCGUGUGGUGUGGCGCCGUGGUGCAGCUGGGGUCGCUGCUGGGGGCGGUGACCAUGUUCCCCCUGGUGAGCGUCUACGGCCUGUUCGCUUCGGGCGACCCGUGCAACACCGCGUGUCCCUGAAGGAGGCGGGCUAGCUGCUCAUGCUAACAUUGCUAACAUGACCAUUAGAAUGUACACGUGGUUACAAAUAUUGCUAGGAAGGACUUAUUGGUCCUAAUUAGUGGCAUCUUUUGUUUAUGACAUAUGUAAAUAUCAAAAUAUUAUAGUUGCAUUACUCAAGCGUUUUUAUUUACAUGUUGUCUUUUUUAUUAUGAUUUACUUCUCCAUUUCAAACAAUCGGGAACCGUGUCGGAAUUAUACACAAUAAAUGAAUCUUGAGUGAAAAGUUACACAAUUAUUAUUUUUGGAAAUCUAUCCAGUCCAGAUCUAGAAAAUAUAUAUAUAGUACACACAUACUACAUAGUGUAUACUUUGUCAUCUCAUGGGAACAUCUCAGCUACCAAAGGUGCUCAUCAAGCUAAUACAAGCUGCUAAAUGCUAAACAUCGUAUGCGUAUAAUUACAGUUGUCCCUUGCUAUAUCGCAGUUCCAUUAUCGCUCGUAUUAUUAUCUCGUAUUAUUAUCUCGUAUUAUUAUCUCGUAUUAUUAUCUCGUAUUAUUAUCGUAAUGAGGCUAAACAUAUUCAAAUGUAAGUGAUGGGUAGUACUGGGGGGUCACUGGGCAGCGGCCAUGACACAAACAUUGACACAUUAGCUUCCGUGACAUUACCUUAACACUGCUUAACAAUGUUAGCCUCCCAUUCUGUGUGGAAGUGGUAUCUUUUUGGCUUCCAGUUCGAUCCCACCCUCGGCCAUCUCUGUGUGGAGUUUGCAUGUUCUCCCCGUGCAUGUGUGGCUUUUCUCCGGGUACUCCGGUUUCCUCCCACAUUCCAAAAACAUGCUAGGUUAAUUAGCCACUCCAAAUUGUCCAUAGGUAUGAAUGUGAGUGUGAAUGGUUGUUUGUCUAUAUGUGCCCUGUGAUUGGCUGGCCACCAGUCCAGGGUGGAC